Messenger RNA from Penicillium salamii, 1293 nucleotides. NCBI's taxonomy places the organism in Eukaryota, Fungi, Ascomycota, Eurotiomycetes, Eurotiales, Aspergillaceae. The record is from the annotation of a GenBank genome assembly.
AUGUCUCUCGACAGACAGCAAGAAGAUGGAAUCGAGUUCCGCGAGGAGGGGAGGUCUGACUUCGACAGUCUUUGCCCAGCAGACCAAGGCAUAGGUGCUUGGAAGUUUCUCUUCGCAUCUUGGGUGCUAGAUGCCUUGCUUUGGGGCUUAGCCUUGGCUUACGGGGUCUUCCAAGAUUACUACACUUUGCAGCCAGAAUUCGCCGGAUCGCCAAAUAUUGCCGUGGUGGGAGCUGUGUCAACAAGCAUAUACUUCCUCGGUGCACCAUUUGCAACACACGCUGUCAUGAAGUUCCCUCGAUGGAGAUAUCAUAUCAUACUGGUGGGCUCGGCGAUUUGUGUGCUUUCUCUUGUAGGGGCAUCAUUUGCGCCCUCCGUUGCUGUUCUGAUUGCCACGCAGGGUGUUUUAUUUGGACUCGGGUUUCUCUGUGUCUUUUUCCCCCUUUUAUCGUUUCUCGAUGAAUGGUUCAUCAAACGAAGAGCGUUCGCAUAUGCGGUGGUAUACUCUGGUAGUGGCUGCAGCGGAGUGGCAAUUCCAUUCCUAGCGGAGUGGCUUUUGUCGAAAUACGGGUUUCGGACUACAUUGCGAAUAUUCGCUGUGGCCCAGGUCACUUUGCUUGUUCCUAUAUUACCUUUCAUUCACGGAAGACUGCCGGUUUCUACUCAAAGAACACCACAAAAGGUCGACCUGCGAUUCUUGAAAGCUCCGAUGUUUUGGGGCAUGGUGAUUUCAAACUCGACUCAAAGCUUUGCAUACUACAUCCCUUCGCUCUAUCUGCCGACGUUUGCCAGCAGAAUAGGACUUUCAGGGAAGAUUGGGGCACUGGUUCUGGCAGCACUCAACCUGGCUACAGUUAUUGGCCAACUUGGGUUUGGGGCGUUGUCAGAUCGUGUCAACAAUGCUCUGGUACUUCCUGUUAUCACGGGCGUGGUAUCUUCAACGGCCACCUUUUUGUUAUGGGGGUUCGCAAAAUCCUUGUCACCACUUCUUGUCUUCAGUGUUGUCUAUGGCCUGUUUGCGGGUGCCUAUGUCGUGGUCUGGCCUCGAUUCGGGUCCAUGCUUUCCGACGACCCUCAGCUCGUCUAUAGCUUGAUGGCUUUUGGCAAAGGAAUUGGGAACAUUUCGACAGCUCCAAUCUCGGCAGCUCUGCUCAAAUUGCAACUCCAGUCAAAGUAUGGAUCUGGCGAAUUUGGGCCCUUGAUUAUUUACUUGGGAUCCCUGAUGCUCCUCUCGUCUUUUGCUGUACUUCCCUGGUUGAUAUUCUGUCCAGAAAGACACCGUAUGGGAGGUUGA